Messenger RNA from Ornithodoros turicata, 1046 nucleotides. RefSeq lists its product as uncharacterized. The record is from RefSeq and is a predicted model, not a curated record. Lineage: Eukaryota; Metazoa; Arthropoda; Arachnida; Ixodida; Argasidae. Bases 186 to 836 code for a protein of 216 amino acids. The transcript is spliced from 4 exons.
CCGAUGCAACUUCGGGUGAAAACGACGAAGAUUCAAGAAUGUCCAUGGAAAGCUUCGAGAUCGAAUCAAGGCCAGAAAGUGUGAGGCAGAAGAGGAAGAAGGUCAAGAGAUAAUGACAGUUAUUAUUAGCCCCUGCCGCCAGAACAGGACUUCUGAGACAGAAAGGCUCGGAAUAUUAAUCCCGCAUGGAUAGCUUAGAAAGCAGUCAUACCGUGAACAAGAGCGGUGUCACCGAAAUCAUUGCCGGGAAACUCGUCAAGAGACUGAUGGGCAACGCGUCCGGUGCUCUUGGCUGCAUCGUCCUGCCUUCCCUGGAAUGCUCCAGUGCUCAAGUGAGCUCCGCUCGGUUGAAGGGUCUCGACAAGUUCAAACUGCACCCAGAUGCACCUGUUCGCGUUGUCUUCACGGAGCGACACAUGCUACUUAGCGUUCCGCUUCAGGUCAAAAAUGCCAAGUUCACGGGAAAAUACAUGAAGCUGCGGAAGCCUGCUCUUGUUCAAGGAAAGUUUUCUGGUCGUUUGAGAAAUCUCCGUAUAGACGCUCAGAUUGCUAUUGGUGGGAACCAUCCUAAACUCAAAGCUCUUGACGUACUGAAGCUGGAGGGAUUGGAACUCAUUUCUGCCAAAGGGAUGACAUUACUUUUGAACUGGUUUCUGCUGGACCUAAUUGAUGACUUCAUCAACAAAAAUCAGAAUCUACUUUUUCAGACCAUCAGAGAAGCUUUAUGGACCGCUUUUGCCAAGCACAUGAUGAAUGUAUUGCCAUUGUUGGAUGUACAGUACCUAUGCAGAAAACAAAAAUCACGUGAUCUAAAGCAAGCUCAUCAGAAAGGAUGAAGAUGUUAUCCCCUUUACAUAAAACAUGGAAGUCUUAACACUAUAGGAAAAUUUACUGGAAACGCCGCAUGUUGCAUCAUGGCUACAACAAUCUUACUGCAUGCGUUAGCUCUUUAAAGGCACUGCCAAAUUACUGUACAAAUGUAUUCUCGCUUUUAACCUAAAGGGAAGAAAAAUGCCAAUGACAGCUAAUAAAAAAUGUUGACAGGC